AUUUUAAUUCAUUCCUACAUUGAUUUGGGCGGCGUAAAUCGCCGGCGAUUCUCUCGCGACUACAGUUAUGGAGGCAUGGAGGUUACCGUUAUCGUCUUCGAUUAGAGGAAAGCUGAUAUCGGCUGGUUAUACUUCUCUGUCAUUGAUUUCUUCGGUUUCUUCUUCUGAUCUCGCUCGAGAUGUAAAUAUCACAGAGGAGGAAGCAUUUGAGAUUUUAAGGAUGGCUAAUCAAUCCUCAGGAUCCAGUUCUUGCAAUGGAAGCCGUUCUCUCAUAAAUGGAGCAAAGAACGCUUGGGAUAUGCUUCACGAGGAGGAGUCUUUGCCGCGCAUUACUACAUCUUGCUCUGAUCUUGAUAGCAUUUUGGGUGGUGGAAUAAGCUGUAGGGAUGUUACAGAGAUUGGUGGGGUACCGGGGAUUGGCAAGACUCAGAUUGGGAUCCAGCUCUCUGUGAAUGUUCAGAUUCCUCGUGAGUGUGGUGGUCUUGGAGGGAAAGCAAUAUAUAUCGAUACAGAAGGUAGCUUCAUGGUGGAGCGUGCUUUACAAAUAGCAGAAGCUUGUGUAGAGGACAUGGAAGAAUACACAGGAUACAUGCAUAAACAUUUUCAGGCAAAUCAAGUACAAAUGAAACCCAAAGAUAUCUUAGAUAACAUAUUCUACUUCCGUGUCUGCAGUUACACCGAGCAAAUCGCUUUGGUCAAUCAUCUUGACAAGUUCAUCUCUGAAAAUAAAGAUGUUAAAGUUGUGAUUGUAGACAGUAUCACGUUUCAUUUCCGUCAGGACUUUGAUGACUUAGUCCAGAGGACACGAGUUCUCAGCGAAAUGGCUUUAAAGUUCAUGAAGCUUGCCAAAAAGUUCUCACUUGCGGUUGUGUUACUAAACCAAGUGACCACAAAGUACACUGAAGGCUCGUUUCAACUAGCGCUUGCAUUAGGCGAUAGCUGGUCUCAUUCAUGCACCAACCGAGUCAUUCUGUAUUGGAACGGUGAUGAACGUUAUGCGUAUAUUGAUAAGUCCCCUUCACUUCCUUCAGCUUCGGCUUCAUACACUGUAACCAGUAGAGGUCUAAGAAACUCCUCCUCAAGUAGCAAACGGGUCAAGAUGAUGUAACGACACACCACAAGGUCCACAACACAGUCACAAGGACAUGAGUAAGCUUUCCCCGGUUUAGCUUUGGUUCGGUUCUUGAUUCGAUUGAACUGCCUGCUUUAGGGUGGUCAAUACCGGAGUUGGUGAAUUAGUGACUAAAUGUAUUUCUUAAAUCUAAAGCAAUUAUGUUCUUCACCUACCCUUGUCAUGACCAUGGCUUUUGCUUUACACACCAACCAUGCCGCAUUGUCCAUCUUAUACGUGUAUUCUCUUUUUGACUUAAAAUUAAAUUAUGUAACAA
Molecule: messenger RNA, 1388 nt
Organism: Arabidopsis lyrata subsp. lyrata
Lineage: Eukaryota; Viridiplantae; Streptophyta; Magnoliopsida; Brassicales; Brassicaceae
Product: DNA repair protein RAD51 homolog 3
Exons: 9
Coding region: 68-1108 (346 amino acids)
Biological process (GO): reciprocal meiotic recombination; DNA repair; meiotic DNA recombinase assembly
Cellular component (GO): Rad51B-Rad51C-Rad51D-XRCC2 complex; Rad51C-XRCC3 complex; replication fork
Molecular function (GO): crossover junction DNA endonuclease activity; ATP-dependent DNA damage sensor activity; four-way junction DNA binding
Source: RefSeq, a predicted model, not a curated record